CGAACUCUUUAGAAGAUCAAAGUCAUAAUCAAGACAGUUCAUUGGAGAUACCUUUGUCUUGUCAUUUCAGCCCUUUGAUUGACAGUUUUACAGCCCGCGCACUCAAUCUGCGAAGAGGAUACUUCUCAUCGAGUCAAGGAACGCUUGACUGGUUGUGAAGAUAUGGUGGUUGUUUUCCGCAUUUCAGCUCUGCUUCACUCAUGUUUACCCUGCAUUCUCUCAUAACGAUCCGCCGAGUCUCUAGCUUCAUGCUGGAAUUUGCGCAAUGUCUUCAAGGUUCUGGGCUUCGUCUGAAGAUGUGAGCACAGAGAGUGUGGAUUCGAGCAUUGCGAGUGUGCAAGAUGCCUCACGUGAUCCGUACAGCAGAGGGGAGCAUCGUGGUCAAGAGAUGGGAGGAGAGAGACGAAAUGACAAUACAUCAAUGGUACAACAGACAAUGACAGCUGGUUCAGGGUCGCCAGACUUGCAACCCUAUCAGCGUGCCAAUCUCUUCUACCUCGCUAUGAUAGAAGGAAGAUGCAGAACACAAGCAGCUACAGUGGUAAAUUCUGGUCGGCCCGUCGACGAUAGAGUGGGAGAAGAUGAUCCGGAGGUGUUGACGCUCUCGCGUCAUAUGUUCGAUGAAGUCAGGCGAGAAUUGGUCAAGGCUGGUAUGCUGUCAGAGACGUUUGCGACAGGAGACUAUCCUCAACUGCACACCUACCUAAACUCUUUCGACAACAUCCUCGACAACAUUGCAACGCAGCAAACACGCAACCUUGCUGAAGGACCUAUACACGCACUCUCGGUUGAAUCUGGGCAUCUGGCACUUCCCAAUCUCUCCAGCGCGCUUAUUCCCCAUCGUUUUGCUCAGCAACAACACUCCAUCGCUCUCGCGGAUGCCUCUAAUAUCCCAUCACUUGCCAACAAUACGUCGAUUUUCCACCCUUCUCAUAGUAUUGCACCUCAAGGCUUCUUCGUUACACCAGAUAAUUUUCCAAUGGUUCUCACGACGUCCUUUCAGACGUUGCUGCGACAUCUGUUUCCAAAUGAAGAUCACUCCCUGGAAGUGUCUACGGUCUCCAAUUAUGCAACUGACUAUACUCCACUGAGCAAACUUGGGUCAGGCGGUUUCGGAGCUGUCUAUAAAGUCCGCCACAAAUAUGAUCAAGCAGAAUACGCAGUCAAGAAGAUCAUUGUCAGGGGUGAGAGAAUACAGCAGCUUUAUGACGAGAACAACAUUGGAGAGCUGGGUUCUUUGAUCAAGGAAGUUCAAACUUUAGCGAAGUUGCAUCACCACAAUAUCGUCGUAUAUCAUCACUGCUGGAUGGAACCUAGGCCGUUAGACGAGAAUGUUUCUAGCAGUGGCUCUGAAGAUGAUGAGUCCAGUGAACUACAACUACAGGGAGAUCCAGCAGCUGCUUCAGUGUCACUUGCCACAUUGUCCAUUGAUAAUGAGUGUGCUUUGAAGCGGGAUAUGAGAGCUCAACGUCGUCGAGCGAGUUCCAGUAUUUCCGCUGAAAUAGCUGCAGAUAUUGAUACGGGAUACAUUUUAUUUUCAGCUGAAGAUUCCAGUGCAGAACCCAAGGAUGACGAACUUGACGGCGAACUUGACGGCGAACUUGACGGCGAACUUGACGACGAUAAUGACGAUAUUGAUGACGAUGAUGAGGAUCAUGAUUCAUCAGACGAAGAGAGUAAUGGUAGUGAAGGAAACACAAAAGACGAGAAAGAUGAUGAAGACACUGAAGAGAUUGUGCGAUAUGAUGGACAAAUUGUUCGGUCUCAAAGGAAGAACCUGAAAUACGCAGACCUGGACCUAGUUCUUUACAUCAAGAUGGCCGCAUAUCCACUGUCCUUAAUUCAGUACAUCAGACAACCUACUGAGACGCCACUCCAAAGGAACCAGGACGAGCCGGACAUUCAGCACUGCUACCAUGUCUUGCCUACAAUCAGAAUCCUACUCUCAUUGCUCGACGGAAUUGAGUACAUUCACCGGAAGAACAUCAUUCACCGAGAUCUCAAACCAGCAAAUAUUCUUCUCCAGAUCCUAGAUUCCGCCGAACUUCCCACACAAGGCUAUGUCAACAUUAGUGACUGUAAGAGCUGUACCAGUACCAAGCCGACCUGGAUCUCCCCUCGAAUUGGGGACUUUGGACUAAUUCACGACCUUUCCGCUCCACCGGCCCCGCUCCCACCCCCAAAAGCCGGUGGAAGCAAGAAGAAGGGACGGGAAUCAAGUGCGGCCCCAGGCACAGCCACCUACCUUCCGCCGGGACUUCGAAAGUCCACCCCAGUCUGCCCCAAGUUGGACGUUUACAGCUUGGGAAUUAUUGCUUUCGAAAUGUCCUACAAGUUUGGGACAUUUGCAGAACGAUCCGAAGUCCUGGACCAAUUGAAGAGAUUUGGGAAGGUGCCAGAGAGCUUCGAAGGUCACACACUGAAGGAGUGUAUAUUGAACAUGGUGAAGGAGGAUGUGGAGAGUCGGUGGGAUUGUCCCACAGUACGUGCGCACUUGGUGGGAGCAUUGGAGCAAUUGUAAAUUUUGUAAGAAUAGAUACCCAAUGACGGCAUUAUGAUUCUUUCCGUGAUCGAGCGACAAUUUGGUCUCUGUUAUGUGAAGCG
Molecule: messenger RNA, 2604 nt
Organism: Mollisia scopiformis
Lineage: Eukaryota; Fungi; Ascomycota; Leotiomycetes; Helotiales; Mollisiaceae
Product: kinase-like protein
Exons: 3
Coding region: 266-2521 (751 amino acids)
Biological process (GO): protein phosphorylation
Molecular function (GO): protein kinase activity; ATP binding
Source: RefSeq, a predicted model, not a curated record